Molecule: messenger RNA, 4820 nt
Organism: Coregonus clupeaformis (lake whitefish)
Lineage: Eukaryota; Metazoa; Chordata; Actinopteri; Salmoniformes; Salmonidae
Product: amyloid-beta A4 protein
Exons: 18
Coding region: 172-2427 (751 amino acids)
Biological process (GO): axonogenesis; central nervous system development
Cellular component (GO): Golgi apparatus; plasma membrane; membrane raft
Molecular function (GO): heparin binding; transition metal ion binding; signaling receptor activator activity
Source: RefSeq, a predicted model, not a curated record
UAUUGGCCGGGUCAGGUGACAGGCUUUGGGGCAGCUGGCCAGCCUCGUUCUCGCUUUCCAUCAUCCGAACACACGCCAUCAGCAACCGGGAGUGCACGGGAACGGGACAGAGCAUCGGAUUUAUCGGACUAUUUUCUAGAUAUUGGACGGAACUGAUUUAGGGUCAACGGCAUGGGCGAGCGAACGACAUUUCUGCUGUUAUGGGUAGCGACCUUGACGCUGGCAUCUGAGGUGCCUUCUGAUGACUCGGUGGGUCUGCUGGCAGAGCCCCAGGUAGCCAUGUUCUGUGGGAAAUUCAACAUGCAUGUCAACGUCCAGAGUGGCAAGUGGGAGUCGGAUCCCUUCGGCACCAAGAGCUGCAUCGGAACCAAGGAGGGCAUCCUGCAGUACUGCCAGGAGGUGUACCCUGAGCUCCAGAUCACUAACGUGGUGGAGGCCAACCAGCCAGUCAGCAUUCAGAACUGGUGCAAGAAGGGACGCAAGGAGUGUAGUAGUCACACACACAUCGUGGUGCCCUACCGCUGCCUGGUUGGGGAGUUUGUGAGUGAUGCCCUGCUGGUUCCUGAUAAGUGCAAGUUCCUGCACCAGGAGAGAAUGGACAUGUGUGAGAGCCACCUGCACUGGCACACCGUGGCUAAAGAGUCCUGCGGAGACCGCACCAUGAAUCUCCAUGACUACGGGAUGCUGUUGCCAUGCGGCAUCGACCGUUUCCGAGGGGUGGAAUUUGUGUGUUGCCCAGCGGAGACACAGCGCGAGUCAGACAGCGUGGAGAUGACUGAGUCUGACGUGUGGUGGGGCGGAGCCGAGACUGAAUACACCGAUAACGGCAUGCCUCGCCAGGCGGAUCAGGGGGCUGUCACCACUGAGUAUGAUGAGGAUGAGGAAGAGGAUACCUUUGACAGAGACGAGGACGGAGACGGUCUUGAGGAUGAAGAUGAUGAUGAUGAUGAGGAUGAUGUGACCGACGAACGGGACAGUGGUGAAGGCGCCUCCAACAUCGCCAUGACAACCACCACCACGACCACUACUGAAUCGGUUGAGGAAGUUGUCAGAGAGGUGUGUUGGGCGCGUGCUGAGUCGGGCCCGUGCCAUGCCAUUCUGGAGCGGUGGUACUUCAUGCCAGAGAAGGGCACCUGUGCCCCCUUCCUCUUUGGAGGGUGCGGGGGCAACCGGAAUAACUUUGACUCAGAAGAGUACUGCCUGUCUGUCUGCAGCACCAGUGUGUUGCCCACCACGGCCCCCUCCCCCCCUGACGCGGUGGACCGUUACCUGGAGUCUCCCGGAGACGACAGCGAACACUCCAACUUCCAGAAGGCCAAGGAGAGUCUGGAGGCCAAGCACCGCGAGAGGAUGUCCCAGGUGAUGAGAGAGUGGGAGGAAGCAGAGAGACAGGCCAAGAGUCUCCCUCGCGCUGACAAGAAGGCAGUCAUCCAGCACUUCCAGGAGAAGGUGGAGGCCCUGGAGCAGGAGGCAGCAGGAGAGAGGCAGCAGCUGGUGGAGACCCACAUGGCCCGAGUGGAGGCCCUGCUCAACAGCCGCCGUCACAUGGCCCUGGAGAACUACCUCAGCUCCCUGCAGGCCAACCCACCCAGGCCUCGUCAGGUGCUUGGCCUGUUGAAGAAGUAUGUCCGUGCAGAACAGAAGGACAGACAACACACCCUGAAACACUACGAACACGUCCGCAUGGUGGACCCCAAAAAGGCUGCUCAGAUCCGACCCCAGGUGAUGACCCACCUGCGUGUGAUUGACGAGAGGAUGAACCAAUCCCUGGGGCUGCUCUACAAUGUGCCCAGCGUGGCCAAUGAAAUCCAAGACCAAGUUUCUGUCCUGAUGCAGAGGGUUCAGUCAGAGCUGUCUCAGCAAGUCUCAUCUCUGCAGAGCGAUGGGAGGACUGAUGGCAGGGUGAGCUAUGGAAACGAUGCCCUGAUGCCCGACCAGGCUUACAGCUCUGCCCCUCUGGACCCUGGCAUGGGCCUGGAUCGACUGGGCUUUAUCCACCCAGAGAGCUUCAACCAGCCUAACACCGACAACCACGUUGAGCCUGUUGAUGCUCGUCCAGUUCCAGAUAGAGGUCUGCCCACUCGACCUGUCUCUGCUCUGAAGCCUGAGGAGUUCCCUGAGGUGCGGCUGGAGAAGGAGGAGCGGCAAAGCGCCAGCUAUGAAGUGCAUCAAAAACUGGUGUUCUUCGCUGAGGAUGUGGGCUCCAACAAGGGCGCCAUAAUCGGCCUGAUGGUGGGCGGGGUUGUCAUAGCGACGGUCAUUGUCAUCUCUCUGAUCAUGCUGAGGAAGAAGCAGUAUACUUCUAUCCACCACGGAAUCAUCGAGGUGGAUGCUGCAGUGACCCCAGAGGAGCGUCACCUGUCCAAGAUGCAGCAGAAUGGCUAUGAGAACCCCACCUAUAAGUUCUUCGAACAGAUGCAGAACUAAGGAGCUACCCUUUGACCCCUCCCUGACCCUGAACUUCCUUUAACCCCUCACACCUAGGGCCCGUUCCAUUUUGGUCCUCUUAACCCCCCUCACACCUAGGGCCCAUUCCAUUUUGGUCCUCUUAACCCCCUCCCACCUAGGGCCUGUUCCAUUUUGGCCCAUAAACCCUUCUAGCUCCUACUCUAUUCCUGUCAAUGGAUCUGAAAGGACGGAGUAGGUGAAACCAGUAUGACUGAAGCGGCAUAAAAAUAUGUAAUUAAUUGGGUUAGAAAGAGUUGUAGUCAUGUUACUUACAGCUACCCAGGGUGCCAAGGGGCAGAAAUGCAACCAAGCCACACUCACCCUUCAUCCUUUCCUCGUAAAGUACAGCACAUCAACAUUCAUAGCUGCUAUUGGUCAGACAAGGAUAUCCUUCUUCACCUGCAUAUAUUUUUUAAAUAUCCUGUAGUGUGUGUACAGAACAGAGAAGCUCAUUGAUUGAUUCAUCUGUCCAUCUAUCUGUGGGUGAGCCCUCCCCCUCAGGAUAGCGAUCACAGGUCUAAGAGGGUGAAACAGAGGCCCCAAAUAUCCCUGCAAUCUUCCUCCCUCACUCUGAUGCACUCUCCCCUCCCCCUACUCCCUCCAUCUCUCCCACGCACUCCUCUCCCGCUCCCCCUCUCUCAGAUGACAGCUGUGCUGUGUUUGGUGAUGACAUAACAGCUCUUAGCGCUAGCGAAGGGAGGAGGGGCUCAGUCUGCCCUGAGCUCUUCUCUGCAGGAUUAUACCACAAGCUUUCAGGUUCGUUUUUCAGAUAAAUAUAUAAACAAAGAAAAAAUAUAUAAAUAAUACAUCAGAAAUAUGUAAAAGGCAAAGAAAUAUUGAAUGUUUUUAUUUGGUGCGUAAUGUAUUGAAAUAAGGCAGAAAAAAACUAGCUGUAACUAUAUGUAGUGCAUGGUGAUCUUGAUGCCAGAUAUACGUAGAGAGAACCUGGCUCCUGUUGUGGGACUGGGCCUCUCAUAUAGACUUUUAGCAGGAUUGUAAAUUUUCUGUGUCUUCUUUGUGAUCUUGUGAUAUGAAGAAGAGAAAAAAAAAGUAUUUAGAAUCUGGUCCGCUUUGUUGUCACUGUCACUGCGACAUGCUUUAAACAGAACCUGUGCUGUCCUUUGUUUCCAUUCCUCGCCCUGUGUUACCGACAUGGGCCGAAUUCUCUCUAUCUACAUGGAGCUAAUAUAAUGAUGUGUAAUAGUAUCUGAAAGGAAGUCUAUUUGUGUUACUGUUUGCGUUCUAUGCACUCUGAGUUUCAUUUAGUCUGAUUAUUACUGGUAUUACUGCUCCGUUUAUUGGUAUUAUGUCCCUUAACUGAUAUUCCACAACUAGAAAUUGUGUUUCAGCUCCAUUCCUCAUUUUAUCAUUCCAGAAAUCUCAGCAUUCCACCAUAUCUUUCCUCAUUCCUAUAUAGUCUGUGAACAUCUAUGAAUAUCAUUAAUGGAAACAGAAAUCAUUACUUUUUUUGUUUCUCAGGCUUUAAGGCUCUCUAUCUUUCCUUCCCUCUGUCUAUCCCAUAGACCUCAACUCCCCAAACAGCCCUGCUCCUCCCCUCUAUCACUCGCUCUCGCUGGCCAUGCUGUGUCGGCUUGGUGUGUGUGGCGCUUUGGAGUUGAUGUGUAAGAUAAUUAGAUUGAGUUGAGAGAGAGUGGGGAUUGGGAGUGUGAUAGAUUCCCUAUCGCCUUUCUGAUCAUCAAUCGCACACACACAAUCUUUCCUUGGUUGUUUGAUACAUGUUCAGUGUAUCUGUGUGUUCUGUGGUGGAUAUCCCCCUCUUGCUUGUCUCGUCAAAUCUCUCGUCUCAGACCUCCUGGCUUUAAAAGCAGAGGCUAAAGAAAUACUGAUCUCAGACCAGUUUAUUGAUAGUUAGAUUGAUCUUGGGCGAAUGUGUGUGAGGCCAAAUACAGGGACCCUGUUCAGGAAGGCGCAACUUCACAGAAUUUUCAGAUAUGUGUUAUGUGGAACAGAUGUCAUUGUCUGUCAGGUAGUUUUUUGUUACAUUUCCAUCUGCAACAUUCAGAAUGUUUCACCUAACUGAACACACCCAGAUCUGGGAUCAGUAUAGAGACAGUAGUAGACGAGACAUUCCCCAUACCCAAAAUGGAGCCUCCAAUAGACAUGAAUGUGACAUUCAUAUUGUGCAAUUAUUCCACAGAUCUACUACACACUACUACACUUCCUCCCUACACACAAACUGAAGCUCUUAAAUCAGGUAAAUGUUUUGAUGUUGUCAAGGAUACUUGUACAGGGGUUAGUGGUUUAAUUCGUUAAUUCUGUUACUUUUUCCUGUGUACCUAUACAAACCAUUUGCUUGGACUGAGAAAAAGCUUUCUACACUAUCCCAUCAAUAAAAUGUUGAAUGUACAUAA